Seminavis robusta is the source of this 1175-nucleotide messenger RNA. The record is from the annotation of a GenBank genome assembly. NCBI's taxonomy places the organism in Eukaryota, Bacillariophyta, Bacillariophyceae, Naviculales, Naviculaceae.
AUAUGUUGAUCUUUAGUCACUCUAAGUCAUUAUUUAGUCAAUCGGUCGCCUCACUCUUUGUGCCCGCGCCAAAACCAUCUGCGCCACUUUUUUUUAGAAGAAGAGCACAGCGCCACCAGUAAUAAACAUCUAUCUGGCAAAAACAUCACCAACAAUAGGUACAGUCUUUUUUAAUAUCAUACGAGCAGUGGUCUACUAAGCCCACAAGAAGAAACGACCAUGUCUACCAAGAUUGCUCCCAUCUUCCAGCAGAGUGCUUCAUGCAAGCAACCUCAGACGAAGGAAGAGUUGCUGACUGAGAAUACAAAGCUACGAAAGGAGAAUGCCGCGUUGAAGAAGGAGAAUGCCGAAUUGAAAAAACGCAAGCGAAGUGAUGAUGCUGGUGCUGUUCCUCCCAGUAGUAGUAAAAAGGCCAAGACUCCCUCGCAACGCAAAAAGCUGUUUGAAAAGUGGGCCAAGGCGGCGGCUCGUGAAAGUGCCAAGACCAAGAUGAGCAACUAUGAUGGCAUGAUGCCCUACACGGCCACGGUCAAAGAGACGACUCCUUGGACCGUAGCCGACUUUGAGUCACUCUUUUGUACUGAUAACAACAACAACAAUGGUGGCGUCAAACUCCAACCCACACCCACCAACAAACCCACGUCUCAAAUUACCAUUCUCGAGUUUGAUACCCACGACAAGGUCCAACAGCUCUUUGGGGACGCCAACAUUCCACUGGAUGGGUACAAAGCCCAAGCUUGGAAAUCUCGCAACUUUUGCAAGUCCGUGCGGGUCGGUGAUUACCCAGCCAUAUUGGAAGGAUUGCAAGUGCACUACAACAAGAGUAAGUGUACGCUACAACUUCAGUUCCUAUUUCAAACGGAAGGGUGCUACGAUUAUGACGAUUGAUUGAUUCAUGACAUGCACGUCAAGUUACAAAUAUGUAUUUAUAGAACUCUUCUUGACAGUCAGCCAAUUUGCGAUUUGAGAAAACGAAACAAAGAACGAGCCAAAACGCUGCCACAUAUAUACCCAUACCAAUAUACCCGUACGGUAACCAGAUUGAUUUGAUUAAGAGCAGAAAGACAACAAUAUCUAUUCUAUUUGCUUCCUGUUAAUUAGUAGAAUAGAUGCGUCUGAUGCAAUUUCCUUUUUUGUGGUGGCAGUGAUUGUAUGUAGACUGCAAGCCGUUCAAC